Aspergillus melleus is the source of this 624-nucleotide messenger RNA. RefSeq names its product MAPK-activated protein kinase Srk1. The transcript has a single exon. NCBI's taxonomy places the organism in Eukaryota, Fungi, Ascomycota, Eurotiomycetes, Eurotiales, Aspergillaceae. The record is from RefSeq and is a predicted model, not a curated record. The coding region runs from base 1 to 624 and encodes 207 amino acids.
AUGAGUACCAUCCAGAAUCUUAAGAAUUUCAUACGUCAUGGCAAACAGGCUCGCCUGGUGACGCCGCAUGCCGAACCCACCACCAACGUUUCCCCCAUCCAUGCCGAGCAACAACGUCAGCCCCAGCGCUCCUACCCUCCCGCCGCCGGGAACCUCGAUGCCAUCGACAGCAAAUUGGGUCAGGCCCAGCCUCAGCCCGCCCAAAAGUCUCCCGAGCAACCGCAAUCCCGUCGUGCUCGCGACGCCGAAAUCGAGCAGAUCGUCGCCGAGGAAAAGAGUGUCCGCUCCAAGAUGCCUCGCUAUCCGGGCCUCGAACGAUGGAUCCUGUUGGAGAAGAUGGGCGACGGCGCUUUCAGCAAUGUGUAUCGCGCGAAAGAUACCACCGGCGAAUAUGACGAGGUGGCCAUCAAGGUCGUCCGGAAAUUCGAAAUGAACAGCAAUCAGGUAGGUUCAAGCCACCCGUCCGGUCCUUCUGGUCCUUCUGCCCUACCGCCAUCAUCAUUUCAUGUAUUCCCUCUUCUGUUUCCGGUUCGCUUCGUCGCUGGCUCUGCUUUCAUGUUCUCUUGGUCCCUUUCGUGGCUCUGCUUCGUAUGUUUCGAACUUUGUCGCCAAUGUAACUUUUAG